AUGAAGAGCAUCCUUAAGGACAAGACUUUGAAGCUCCAUUGCUCAAAACUGAAAUUCGAGAGCACAACCCAGAGCAAUUCCAUCGGAGCCGUGCGAUGGACCCUCCCCAAGGAAGAUGCGCAAGCCCACAGUUCUGUGCCCAGCAAUCCCUUCAGGAGUGUCACCAGCUCCACCCGCCCACAGCAGGUCAGACAGCAGGGUCUUCAGGAUCUGCGCAGCUUGGAGGAGUGUGUGAAGUUCAUCAAUCACUGGAAGGAGGAGGUUGUGCGUAUCUGCAAGAGUGGCAACAAUCCAGGGGAGGGCACCAGUAAGGAGGAAGCCACCCCAGCACCCAAUGCUGACCGCCGUGCUGUGCGCAGCCUUGAGGAGAGCCGCAAACUCAUCAUGCAGUGGGCAGAUGAGCUCAAAAAUGUGGACAUGCUUUUCAAGCAGUGUACCUGGAGGCAUGAGAGGCCUGAGCUCCAGGAAGCAGAGAUCAAAGAUGACAAAGACCAUAAUGAACUGGUGAAACAGACCAUCAUGGAAUGGGCCAAGGAGCUUCACAGUGUGUCAGAGAGCUGCGGAGUGCCGGGGGAGGAGCUAGCUAGCAUGCUGAGGAUGCUGGGACUGAGAAAGAAGAGGCUGGUAAGCCUCCUUCCUCUCCUCGAGUUCAUCACCUGGUCCCUACUGAAGGAGGACAGCAAGAACAUUGUCCCGCAGCUGUGGCUGUCAGCCAAACAACGCACCUGGAAAGCAGGGACCCCCAUAUACAUCCCAAACUCAGUUUGGAGCUGGAUCUCAAGUGCUACAGCUGACGUGAAUCUGGAUCCCAUGACCAACCACCCAUGGCUGCAACUAUCUGAUGACUGCAAGAAGGUGCAGGAGGCCUUGUCUGAGCAGGAUGUGGCUCCCAGCACGCAGCGCUUCGACGUCUGGCCCUGUGUCCUGGGCUGGGAGGGCUACUCCUGCGGCCGCCACUACUGGGAGGUGGACCUGGCCAACAAUGGCUACUGGAGGGUGGGGCUGACCACUGCCACGUCCAAGAGGUGUGGCCGCUUCCCCAUGGCCCCAUCACAGGGCUACUGGACCCUGUGGCGCAGCACCCGGCAGUUCUACGCCUGCACCAAACCCGAGACACCUCUCCCAGUGGGACUGGUCCCGCGUAGGCUGGGUGUUUACCUCGACUACGAGGAGGGCCAAAUCUCUUUCUAUAACGUGGAGAACAAGUCCCACAUCUACACCUUCUCCCACAGUUUCAGAGGGAAGCUGUACCCUCUCUUUGCCCCGCUGGAUGGCCGAACUCUCAUCACGGUCUCCUCCCCGAAAUCUGUCACCUAA
This is a messenger RNA of Conger conger (European conger), 1317 nucleotides long. RefSeq names its product zinc-binding protein A33. The record is from RefSeq and is a predicted model, not a curated record. Gene Ontology annotation, molecular function: protein binding. The transcript is spliced from 10 exons. NCBI's taxonomy places the organism in Eukaryota, Metazoa, Chordata, Actinopteri, Anguilliformes, Congridae. The coding region runs from base 1 to 1317 and encodes 438 amino acids.